Molecule: messenger RNA, 2181 nt
Organism: Jatropha curcas
Lineage: Eukaryota; Viridiplantae; Streptophyta; Magnoliopsida; Malpighiales; Euphorbiaceae
Source: RefSeq, a predicted model, not a curated record
ACCCAAUUGCACCGGUAAAAGACUUCACAGACUUCUCACACAUAGCACACCUCCUUUCCUUUUCUCUCUCUUUCUCUCAGCUCUCGGUCUCCGUUUCCUUCUCAUCUCUCUCAAUCUGUAGCUCAUUUAUGGACAAAGGAUGGGGUCUCACCCUCGAUUCUGAUCCUCCUCUCACUUUCUUCUCUAACGCCCCCUCUCUAGUAGUAGACUCUUUUCACAAGAUUAAUAAGCGUACCUUUGACAUGUCUGACUCCGUUCGGAUGUUUCCCUUCCCGGUCAACCUUCCUGCUAGGGACGAUCGCCCUUCUCACUCGCCGGACGAUGAUGACCGGGUGGUUGUAGGUGAAGUCGAUUUCUUUUCGGAUAAGAAGACUAGGCCUAUUGGAGACAAUACUAAUAAUGAUAACGAUAAUGAUGAUUCUAAAGCCACAAGCGUCACUGUCAAGAAGGAGAAUUCUUAUGGCGAAGCCGCUCCAAGGUCCAGUGCCGAUGUAAAUACUGGUUUGCACCUCCUCACCACUGGAAGUGAUCAAUCAACUGUGGAUGAUGGAGUAUCAUCGGAUGUUGAUGAUAAACGAUCCAAAAGCGAGCUGGCCCAAUUGCAAGUAGAGCUCCAAAGAAUGAAUUCAGAAAAUCAAAGGUUGAGAGACAUGCUUAGUCAAGUGACCAACAAUUACAAUGCUUUACAGAUGCACCUUGCAGCUCUAAUGCAACAGCAAAGACAUAAUCUUGGAACUGAAGCUGCCCAAGAAAACGAGGUUGUUCAAGGAAAGCCUGAUGAAAAGAAGCAUGAGGUGGUGCCAAGACAAUUCUUGGAUCUUGGGCCUUCAGCUGAGGCAGAUGAGAUAUCUAAUUCUUCCUCUGAUGAGAGGACUCGUUCAAGCACACCUCAGACCAAUAUAGAUGCAGCAUCGGUCAGAAAUAAUGGCAAACUUGAGAUGGGUUCAUAUGAUCAGGAGAAUUCUAGUUUUAGAGAUGGCAAAAGAAUCGGUAGAGAAGAAAGCCCAGAGUCAGAAUCUCAAGGUUGGAAUCCAAACAAGCUUCAAAAAUUGAAUUCUUCAGCUAAUAAGGGUAUUGAUCAAUCCACUGAGGCUACCAUGAGAAAAGCCCGUGUCUCAGUUCGAGCCCGAUCAGAGGCACCUAUGAUAACAGAUGGAUGCCAAUGGAGAAAGUAUGGACAAAAGAUGGCUAAAGGAAAUCCAUGUCCUAGGGCUUACUAUAGAUGCACCAUGGCAGUUGGUUGUCCAGUUCGCAAACAAGUUCAACGAUGUGCGGAGGACAGAACAAUCUUGAUAACAACCUAUGAAGGCAAUCACAACCACCCUUUGCCUCCAGCUGCCAUGGCAAUGGCAUCAACAACAACAGCAGCUGCAAGUAUGUUACUUUCUGGAUCAAUGUCCAGUGCGGAUGGCAUAAUGAACCCAAGUUUACUAGCAAGAGCAAUCCUUCCAUGCUCAUCAAGUAUGGCAACGAUUUCGGCUUCAGCUCCAUUUCCAACUGUAACAUUAGACCUUACCCACAACCCAAAUCCACUACAAGCGCAAAGACCUCCAACCCAUUUUCAAGUCCCAUUUGGAGGCCAAUCACAGAACAACUUUGCAGGCCCACAAUUGCCUCAGGUAUUUGGACAAGCCCUUUACAACCAAUCAAAAUUCUCUGGUCUCCAGUUGUCUCAGGAAAUGGGUUCCUCACAAUUACACCAUCAAUCUCAACCCCAACUAUUGCACUCAUCACAGCAGCCGCCUUCAUUAGUUGACACAGUCAGUGCUGCCACGGCUGCCAUCACCGCCGAUCCCAACUUCACUGCAGCACUUGCAGCUGCUAUCACUUCCAUUAUUGGUGGUGCUAAUGGCAACUCCACGGCUGCCACCAACAAUAAUAGCAAUGGCAACAACACAAGCAACAGAAACUAGGGUCCAGUCUCUAUUUUUAUCCCUUUUUUUUUCUGUUACAGUUUCUUGGUUUCAGUUCUUUUAUAUUUUUGUUUAGUUCUUUUUGUUCUUUGUUGGGGAUAAGAAUGAGAUGAGAUGAGCUGUUCAUAUUUUUUUGUUCUUAGUUGGGGGGGGGGGGAAGAGGUUAGAACACAAAAAAAAUUAAAUUCUUUGUUAUUAUUUCAUUUUGAAUAACUUUCUAAUUGUUAAGGAAAUACAAGAAAGGAUAAAAUCAAGUUCAAUGUGCCAA